Molecule: messenger RNA, 3212 nt
Organism: Populus euphratica (Euphrates poplar)
Lineage: Eukaryota; Viridiplantae; Streptophyta; Magnoliopsida; Malpighiales; Salicaceae
Gene: TDF1
Product: Duplicated homeodomain-like superfamily protein
Exons: 3
Coding region: 687-1829 (380 amino acids)
Source: RefSeq, a predicted model, not a curated record
GCAGCUGGCCCCUCUGCUAAAUUCUCAUAGCAACAGCUCUGUGAAUCAAGCGGAGAGAGCCUGCGCAAUAUUCUUGGUACCCUGAGAUGCUGACGACGAGGUCUGAUCACUGUGUCAUGAGAAUAUUCUGCACGCAGGCCAGAGCCAGAGAUUUCAGUAAAGAGGAUGCCUAAUGCCCCCUGACACAAGAGUCGCAUUGCCCCUCCCCAUAGCUUAGAAAAUCAAUUUGUAUUUCUCACGUCAGGCAGGCGUGACCUAAUAUAUAGUAACACAGCACAAGAGAACUGCUUCAUACGUAUGCGAUGAGCUCAAGGAAACAAAAUGUUAAUACUGGGGCCAAAGAUAAAUGGAGAGGGAGGGAGGGGAUGCCUCGUAUGGCGAUGGCAUGCGUUCGAGAAAAACAGUUAAGAAUGAGAAGAUGAAAACUGAUCAUGCAAUUGCUGUUCAUUGGGAGCCACCAUGCUUUUCUUGCCACUUUUCACUUGUUAAAUGCAUGCAUAUUUCGUUAAUUCUCUUUAAUCUCUUCUUCGCCGUGUUUUACUUAGCAGUAUAUGUACAGCAGCAAGGGUUUAGGAUUGCCAAGCAGCAAAAUCUAGCAGAUGAUCAAGCAAUUAUCAGCCUCUUAAUUAGUCUCGAUCUCGUCUCUUCAUUCUUAAUUUGCCCCCUAUUAUCCUGAACGUCAUACAAUGGGGAGACCUCCCUGCUGUGAUAAAUCCAACGUGAAGAGGGGCCUUUGGACGCCAGAGGAAGAUGCCAAGAUACUCGCUUAUGUUUCCAAUCAUGGCAUUGGUAACUGGACUUCGGUCCCCAAGAAAGCUGGACUGAACAGAUGCGGGAAGAGCUGCAGGCUGAGAUGGACUAAUUACCUGAGGCCAGACCUUAAACACGAGAGAUUCGCUCCCGAGGAGGAAGAGCUAAUUAUUAAGCUGCAUAAAGCGAUAGGUAGCAGGUGGUCUCUGAUUGCAAAGAAACUGCCUGGAAGAACAGACAAUGAUGUGAAGAACUAUUGGAACACCAAGCUCAGGAAGAUGCUUCAAAAGAUGGGGAUUGAUCCUGUGACUCACAAACCUUUUUCACAGAUUUUUUCUGACUUUGGAAACAUCCGUGGCAUUUCUAACACCGGAAACCUCAAUAAAUCCUUAAACACCAGUUUGAUGUCCGAACCUGAUCAUCAAUUCUCUUCUGCCAUCUUAACCACCACUGAGCAUUCAAGUUUCAAGAAAACCAUGGAAGAGCAAGUGCAGGAAUACAAUCCUACUGUUACUCACCCCACUUCAUGGGACUUUCUGGCUCACUUUCCAGUCCAUGACACCAAACAGUUACCACUUUUCUUCAAUGAGGUCAGCUCUUCCUGCCCAUCAUCAUCACCAUCUUCAUCUUCUACCAGCACGUUCACACAGUCCUAUUCCUGCCAAAAAUCUCAGGCUCCAUUCAUCACACCCACUUGUACCUUUACGUGGACUGAAUUUCUCCUCAGCGAUCCUGUUUUAUCCACUGAAUUUCAGCAUCAACAAGAGCAAUAUGACUUUGAUGAGAUGUUGUCACCAACCAACUCUUCAACCAUGGCAAGGGCACAGAAUGAUGUAUCAUCUUGCAACAUAACUAGUACUGGAAGCGAUGAUGAUUGGUACUUGAACCGAUCGGUUGGGCGGUCGACAUAUGAUCAUGGAACUGUCAAUAAUGGACUUGAAGAGAACAACAAUGCUGCCGAUCAUGCGGCCUAUUAUUCCUCAUCUGCAAGUUCAUUUGUCGAUGGCAUCUUGGACAAAGACAGAGAGCUGCAUUCACAAUUUCCUCCACUUUUGGAUCCCUCUUUUGAUUAUUACUAGUUCAGAAGCUUGACAGCCAAUUUGGUGCUUAAAGCAAAAUGUUAAUGGAGCCUGCGUCAAUUCUAUCAUAUGUAAUACAGAGCUACAAACGAAGCUAUAGAGCGGGUUAUUUUCCCAGUUAGAGACCAUUUUCAUUAAUCAUCAUCAUGAAUAUGUCAUUCAUCAAUUCUAGUGCUGAGCCAUAUAAUUAUUAUACACAUCAAUCUGACUAAGAGCAUAUAUCAUGUUAGAUUUCCUCCGUAAGUAAAAAUAGAGUGCUCGUGGAUCAAACAUGUGCAUGCAAUAUCUGUGAUCAUGCUAGCUAAAGGGUGUCAUCAUCCAAGCUUUGUGUCAAAUUUGUUGAAUGUACUGUGAUCCAGAUUAAAUUUUACUAGUUUUUUUCUUGCAGCAUGCGCUAACAUGAUCUCAAUCUUAAUCAGAUCAGGAAAUUAAUCAAGCAGGAUCAAAAAAGACUUGCUAAAACCAGCACCACUAAACACAUAGAGGGCUUAAUUUCUCCUCCCUUUUACACCUUAAUUUGACGGGGACUUCUCAGUGUCCUUGGCCAUUAAUCAGGCUCAAUAACCUGUUAAUCCAAGGGUGGAAGAUGAGUGCCUUCGUGUCGCAUUUCUAUGAAUAUAUGAUCAUGCAAACAUCGAUAUCUUCUCCAGCAUUUCCCGGAGCCAACAUCUACAGUUGAGUUGGCUAAUCUAGUAAAUUCUAGGAUUGUAUGGGGUCACUAUAUAUUUAGGUUCUUUAAUUUGGGAAAAUGCUAAUUUUAUCAAAUAAUAUAUUCAAACUCACUUCCUCAAAAUUCUCGCACAAGAUGAAAAUCGAAGGCAUUAAAUAAGUGUACAGAUCUAAAUUCCGGGAGAACUAGCGUUACUCGUCAACAGGUCUCUAUGGAAUCCAUCAUUUUGUUAUGUUAGUUAAAAGGAAAAGGGGAGAGAGGAAUGAAGGGGUCCGAACAAAACAGAGAGAAGAAAUCUGAGAGAUAAAAGGAAGAUUGCACCAUGGCUACUGCACUGCAGAGAUCAUCUGUUUCAUUCCGACGACAAGGCUCCUCCGGCCGUGUUUGGGAUAAUCUUCAAGUUAAUCCAAAAAGAAGCAGAGAACUGGUAGACACGCCAGCCGGUAGAAGUCAAGAGAUGAGCCCCGGCAAUAACGUCAUUGAUGAGAAAAGCAGAGGGCAGGAAUUCCUUGGAGAUGAGGCUAACACCAUGCGCUCCUACGACCCUCCAACCCCUUGUAAAGAAAAAUACAGGGAUGAAAGGUGUGGUAUUUCAAACUUUUGGAGGUGCUGUAAGGGGCCUUCUACAGCCUAGUUUGUAAUUUCUUUUACCGUCAUGUUUGUAUAAUCUGCUGGAAUAAAUUUUAGUGUUCUCUUGAAUUCUUCAUCUCUAU